Molecule: messenger RNA, 2390 nt
Organism: Trichomycterus rosablanca
Lineage: Eukaryota; Metazoa; Chordata; Actinopteri; Siluriformes; Trichomycteridae
Gene: mrm3a
Product: mitochondrial rRNA methyltransferase 3a
Exons: 4
Coding region: 1-1308 (435 amino acids)
Biological process (GO): RNA processing
Molecular function (GO): RNA methyltransferase activity; RNA binding
Source: RefSeq, a predicted model, not a curated record
AUGGCGGCGCUCGUGUCCAUGCUGAAUCGUGAGCUAACGGUAAUAACAGGAAGAAGUUCGUUGUUAAAUGGCUGUAACAGUGUUGUUAUAAAUCCAAGAAGAUCUAUUCGAGGUCUCAGGCGCAGACCUGUGGCUGUGCUUUAUCCCGGAGAUGAACGAGAAACUGUUCUUAAACCCAAUCGGACAUCCGAGUCAAACCUGCAGCACAAACAUGAACCUGCUGGACUGAAGAGAUCAUCAGGACUGAAACCUGUACAAACACCAGGAGCAGCUAUAAACAAACCGAGUGGAAAUAAAAUCACGCCGAAACUCUCUAUUGAUACUUGUAGUGUGAGAGAGCAGCUGGGUGGCUUACGGUUCGAAAAAGCUCUACCUGGAGAUAAGAGACUAGCUAAGUUGGUGAGCGUUGGACGCUCCAGGGCAUUUCGGGAGCAGGAGGGUAAAGUGUUGCUAGAGGGAAGGCGUCUGAUCUGUGAUGCCCUGGCUGCCGGAGCCACUCCACAGGUGCUGUUCUUUAGCAGGGUGGAGCGCCUUCAGGAGCUUCCGCUGGAUAAACUGGGCCAGGCAUCUCUGGUCAAGGUUAAAUUUGAGGACUUGAAGAUCUGGUCAGAUCUGGUCACUCCACAGGGUCUUAUAGGUAUAUUCUCAAAGCCAGAAGCAUCCCGCCUUAUGUUUCCCAAAGAUCUACGUCUCCAGUCGAUCCGUUUGUUCCUGAUCUGUGAUAAUGUACGAGAUGCAGGCAGUCUGGGCACCAUCUUGCGCUGUGCUGCUGCAUCUGGCUGCGAUCGAGUCCUCCUUACUCAAGGUUGUGUGGAUGCAUGGGAGCCUAAGGUGCUGAGGGCUGCAAUGGGGGCCCAUUUCCGCAUCCCCAUAUUCCCAGGUUUGGAUUGGGAUCGUAUUUCAGAACACUUACCAGAGCAGGUGACGGUCCAUGUAGCAGAAGAUGCUAUUGCACCACUGGUUAAUAAGACUAAAACACAAUCUGAGGAAUACGAUGACUCUGACUCUGAAGAGGAACCCGAUGAUGACUUCGCUUACCCAUGUUUGGAGCGUAAGGUAUAUCAUGAGAACUGGGCACACAAAAACACAGCACUGGUUGUUGGUGGAGAAACACAUGGACUGAGCUUGAAGGCUUUCCAGUUGGCUGAGGACACAAACGGCUAUAAACUUUGCAUCCCGACAGCUCCAGAAAUUGGGUGUUUGAGUUCAGCAAUGAUGGCUAGCAUUUUGCUCUUUGAAGGUCGGAGACAGUUGAUGAAGUCGGUUCAGAAAGCAAGUAGAAGAGUAAGAUCUGUGACAAGUAAAUAAGUUUUUCCACAUGUACAUACAAAGCUAUUGAUCACCUACAUUUAUAACAAUAACAAUGUUUUUGUUAGUUUUAGCAGCAACAACUGGAACCAAAUGCUCUUCACAUUGCUGUGGAGGACUUUGUGCCAACUGUUUGCAGAACUGCGUGAAUUUUGUGUUUGGAAUCAUAGUGUUCUUGCAUACAGACUAAUGAAACAACCUUCUCAUUUAGGGUCUGCUGGAAAAUAAUUAAUAGCUCUGUUUAUUAUGGCAGGUCGCUCAGACCCUAAAGCCUCCCCAAACCAUCACGCUAGCACUUGUCAAUUUAAUCUGGUUGACUGAGUAACUAAAAGGGCAUUUAUAUUUUACAUAGGUCCAAUUAGUUUUGUCUUUGUUCAAAUUUUCAAAAGGGUCAAGCCAAAAGAGUACAGGUAUUGGCAAGUAUUAAGCCUCUAGGAUCAAACCACAGUGUAAUAUUUAAAUUGAGCAAACUUGGAACAAAACAUCUGUAAGGGUUUAGUGACAACUCAUCCAAGACAUCACAAAAAUCCCAGAACUUUCUAGCCUUAUCUAAGGUCAGUACUCCUGACUUUACAAUACAGAAGGCACUAAAAAUGAGAUUUGUGUUAUAGAAACAAGGAGAAACUGGUAAACAUAGGAAACGUCAGUGUUAGUCAGUUUUGAACAAGAUCUAUAAUGGCUGGCAAAAUCAAAUGCACCAUUUUAUAUUAUAUGUUUGUGUGGGGAUAAAUUAAUAAGAAGGUAAAGUCAUCUGUUCAUGAGCUGAAACUGAGGUGUGAUUGGUUUAAGCAACAUGACAAUGAUGCAAAACAAAAGUAAGUCCACAUCUGAACAGCUGGAAAACAAAGUUUUUUGUUCAAACCCUUACUUGGACUUGACUUGAACAAGGGUUAUAUAAGUGUUGAGAAAUACACUGUUCCUUAAAUAAAUCACAUUAUGUAUAAAAAAUGUUUUACUCAAGUUCCGUUUGUGUAAUUUUUUGUUUUGUGUAAUGAUCCACAGCAAUUUAAUAUGACAUUUGCUAUUACAGAUGAGAGUGACAUUUUUAAAGCACUGUACAUGUAUUAAAACAAAUAAUCAUG